Molecule: messenger RNA, 3071 nt
Organism: Cryptomeria japonica (Japanese cedar)
Lineage: Eukaryota; Viridiplantae; Streptophyta; Pinopsida; Cupressales; Cupressaceae
Exons: 13
Coding region: 439-2424 (661 amino acids)
Source: RefSeq, a predicted model, not a curated record
CAAUGUUAGAACUGCAACCAAAGUUUUGACUAAAAUUCCCCUUGACACAAAAAUCUUUGUGUGGGGACAUUUACCCCUCUGCUCUUUACACAUAAAGUGGUUAUACUCUGCAAUUUUAAAGCUUCAUUGAAUGAGAAUCUUUAACAAGGGUUGGAGGCUCACUGUACGAACGGGAGCUCAUUGAUGCUUCCUUCAAUUCUCAACUCCUUUGUUACUGGCAGCAUUCAUUGUUUUACAGACAAUAAUGUCGAGAAUAAUUGAUGAAAACCAAAACUGCUCAUCAAUAACUCUGAGAAGCUAAAUUUAUGCCGAAGCUAGUAAGUAAUAGCCAAACACACGUUAUCAGCCUGCACAGCUUUACUCCUCCUGAGUUCCACACGAUGUGAGUUUUAUCUUUCUACGCUACUAGUGUAGUUGAAGGAGGAGCUUAAGAUUUCCAUGGAUGUUGAAGCAGAGGAGAUUAAGGGGGAGGGUCUGCUUGAGCAUAUUUCCGACAAAGGACUUUCUCCGGCAUUUUCAAGGUUAAACAUGGUAAACGAUUCAGCGAGCUGCAUGGAUUGCCAGGUUAUGUCUGCUCAACAUUCGAGAUCGAAGAGUGCUACAGAUAACAAAAUGGACUCUACAAACUGGGACAUAUUAGUUGCUAAAGCUGGGAAAGCAGCUAGGGAGGCAUCAGGAAAGCCAUUGCAUCCAAAUGCCAAUAUUAAAGCAAGACUUCUACCACCAUCAGAACGACGAGCUGCAUUGGAGCAAGAUGUUGAACAGCUGCAAAUGCGCCUGGAAUAUGAAAAAUCUAUGCGAUAUACACUUGAAAAAGCCAUGGGUCGAGCUUCAAGUGCACUUUCACCAGGACACCACCAUUUCGCUGCUCAGACAAGGGAUCUACUAACAGAGAUAGCUAUACUUGAAGAGGAAGUCACUAAUCGUGAGCAACAUGUUCUUUCCCUCUAUCGAAAUAUUUUUGAUCAAUGCAUUUCUGGGGCAUCCUCUACACAAAAUUCAAAUAGAGCAUCUCCAGCGCAUGUGAAACAUGAAGACAAAAACCUUCCAAGUACAAUUUCAAAGGCGUUGUGCACACCAAGCAAGUUUGUGUACCCACAACAUCGACGCCAAUUUUCCGUUUCCACUCAAUGUUCUCAAAACACAAAUACGCAACUGCAAUCUAAGAUGAUUCAUUCUUCAGUGCUGAGUGGGCCAUUAACCAUAGAUGAAAGAAUUCAGGGUUUGCACCAGCCUUCCAAGGUGCAGGAUAUCGCAUCAGAACAAGCUGUGAGGCAUGUCAAUCCAGACGUUGAUAUUGAUGAGAAAGAAUGUGAGGUGGUUUCUCUUAAAAACCAGAAGAAUGAAGUACAUCGUACCUUAAAAGAUUAUAUCUAUGAAUCACCAAGUCGUUUGUCAGAAGAACUAGUGCGUUGCAUGGCAGAAAUUUAUUGCAAGUUAUCUGACCCACCAAUUGUACAAUCCGGGAUGAUUCUGUCACCUUCUUCAUCUAUAUCAUCAACCAGUUUAUUCUCUCCUCGUGAUGCAAUCAGUGAUGGGUGGAGCCCAAGAUGGAGAACACACUCUGUCAGUGAGACAAUUCUGAAGAAUCCCUUCAAAAUAAAAGGUGAAACCGGAAACACUGGGGCUUAUAGUUCUAUGGUUGAGGUACCUUGGAUAUGUGCUGACAAAGAUCAGUUAGCAUAUGCAACCUCUAUGCUUCAGACAUUCAGAUCUAUGGUGGAGCAUCUGGAAAGAGUUGAUCCAAGUCAGAUGCAACGGGAGUCAAAACUUGCCUUCUGGAUCAAUGUUUACAAUGCUCUGGUUAUGCAUGCAUAUUUAGCAUAUGGGAUACCCAGAAGCAGUUUGAAGAAGAUGCCUCUAUUCCAAAGGGCUGCAUAUAAAAUAGGAGGUCAUUCUAUUAGUGCCAACACUAUAGAGCAUUCCAUAUUAUCUUUUCGCACAUAUCGCCCUGCACAGUGGCUUGAAACACUACUUUCGACUGGAGCAAGGAUUAAAGCAGGCGACGAACGCCGCACUUUUGGGCGUAAAUAUGGUCUUGAUGAUCCUGAACCUCUUGUAUUAUUUGCUCUUUGCCGUGGAGGGCAUUCAGAUCCUGCGGUACGUAUUUACACUGCCAAGAAUGUGUAUGAUGAGCUGGAAACAGCCAAAAGGGAGUUCCUUCAGGCAAGUAUUGGAAUUCAGAAUCACAGACGAGUCUUUCUACCAAGGAUUCUCGAAAGAUAUGCAAAGGAAGCAUCCAUCACAUCAGCAAACUUACUUCACUGGGUGUCUGAAAAUGUAGAUAAGCAGCUGAAAACUGCUAUCAACAAAUGCAUUGAGAGAAAACCGCAAGCAAAGUCAGCACAGUGCAUUGAAUGGCUGCAAUAUAAUGGCGGUUUUCGAUACAUCUUUGUGAGGGAUUUAACGCCAGGGCUGGUGUGAUACAAAUUUAUCUCUUCUGGAUAUUGACAUGUAGUUUGCACACAGGGCACAGCUUAACAUCAUCCGAGGGUCUCUCUUCUCAACUCUUUCUGAAUUUACUGUGAGGAUGGUUCCAAGCUUCCCAACUGAAAUACGCUUAUACCGUCCAUUGGUUGGAUUCUUUGUAACAAGAACAAAUCUGCAAGAUUAAUUAAUCAAUGAUGGUAGAUGAGCUCUUCGUUUUUCUACAUAGCAGAAGGUUUUGCAACCCAUGUAUAAUAUUUUGUUCUUUUGUGACUGGCAUACAUAAUUCUGCAUGCCUAGAUGUGUAUCUGGAGACAGUGAGGUUUAUAGGAAUGGAUAUAUUCAUUGUGCAUCCAUUUGAGUUUUUCGAUUCACAGACUCAUCAUUAUUUGAGCAAUUUUACCUUGUUUGGUACAGAGUAGUCAGGGUCUUGACCAUCAAGAGUUUUCCAGAAGGUCAACGAUCCGGUAUGUCUAUUUCUAAUUGUUUUAGUUUAUCUUUAGCAAGUUCGCUGUUUCUCUGAUGUGGUCGAUUAUCGCAUCAGUUAAAAUACAAUUUAUGUAUAGAAAAGGUCUAAUUUUGUAAUUGCAUUUGGAGUAUGGACAGAUUAUGCAUAAAUGCCAGACUACUGUAUAUUCCAAGCA